AUGAAUGGCUUUCCACCUCCUUCCUCUGGGUACCAGCCUCGCAGUACCGGGCUCCCUCCUCUUUCACACGGUCCACGAUCGUCCAUGAUGUCUAUUGAGUACGACGGCAUUCCAUUACCCCCUCCUAGCAUCCGUUCGUGUGGGUCUCAGCAAUAUGUCACGAGUUAUAUUCCAACCCAAGCUGCCUUUCCACCUAAUAGUGUGCACGACUUGAUCUCAAGCAUGAAAUCGUACGCAAGCGCAACUGAUUUAGUGCGUACAUAUAGUGGUAUUCCAUCCGUAGAGGAAGCACUUGUGACACUUGAUCGUGCGGCACUUGCAUUGAAUGCAAAGCGGUACCGAGACGCGUUAAAACUUUAUCUUGAAGGUGGAUAUGCCAUGGCCAAUGUAGCAGAACGUCAAGCGAAUCCUAAAAUCUGCAAUUUACUCACAAGUAAAGGAUUUGAAACUCUCAAUUGGUGUGCUCGUCUUUGUGAUUGGAUUGAAGGUCGAGUGAAGGAGAAGCAUCCACGUCCAGGAGUGCAUAAAGUUGGUAUCCCAGUGAACAAUUGGAAUGAAGAUUGGGAUGGACCCGAUUUGGACGAAGAAGAAGCUCGUCGAAUGUGGUACACUCCUGUAUAUUGUCCUCGUCCCAUUGAUUUUUCAAACUUGGGAUAUCGUUUACGGUGUGUCGAGACUGGUCGCCGUCCACGACUGAUGAUAUGCAUUACGAUGUACAACGAAGGACCACAGCAAUUGCAAGCAACGCUUAAGAAACUCAUUAACAACUUGACGUAUCUGACAGAAGAGUCGAAAAGCCCGGAAAAGAUGCUAACCCGAUCGUUUGUAGGUAGUGAAGUGUGGCAAAAUGUAUUGAUUUGUAUUGUGGCAGACGGACGGGAACAAGUUAAUGACAAAAUGCUUGAGUACCUCGAAGCAAUUGGAUUGUACGAUGAAGACUUGAUGACCAUUAAUAGUGCCGGUAUUGGCGCUCAUUGCCACUUGUUUGAACAUACACUGCAGCUUACGAUGAAUGGCAAAAGUUUAUUGCCCAUUCAAACGGUUUUUGCGCUCAAAGAAACAAAAGGUAGUAAGCUUGAGUCACAUCAUUGGUACUUUAAUGCUUUUGCAGAACAGAUUCAACCUGAGUACACGGCAGUGAUGGAUGUUGGUACUAUGUUAACGAAGUCUGCACUUUACCACUUACUCUUUGCAUUUGAACGCAAUCACCAGAUUGGUGGAGCGUGUGGUCAGAUUACCGUGGAGAAGCCGUUUGAGAACCUGAGCAAUUGGGUGAUUUCGGCUCAAAAUUUCGAGUACAAGAUUUCUAACAUUCUUGACAAGUCAUUUGAGAGCUGUUUUGGCUUUAUAAGCGUGCUGCCGGGCGCUUUCUCAGCCUAUCGCUAUGAAGCGAUUCGUGGAGCUCCAUUAGAAGCAUAUUUUCAGACUCUGAAUGUUGAUUUGGAUGUUCUUGGGCCAUUUAUUGGCAACAUGUACCUUGCAGAAGACCGCAUUUUGUCGUUUGAAGUGGUGGCUCGGAAAGAUUGCAAGUGGACUAUGCAUUACGUCAAAGAUGCUGUUGCUCGGACGGAUAUACCACACGAUUUGGUUGGACUCAUUUCACAACGUAAGCGAUGGCUCAACGGCGCAUUCUUUGCCACUCUUUUCAGUAUUUGGAAUUGGGGACGAAUUUAUUCAGAAAGUAGUCACUCUUUCUUACGGAAAUUGGCUUUCUUAGUCUUUUAUCUGUACUACCUGUUGUACACAGUGUUCACGUACUUUCUACCAGCAAACUUGUAUUUGGCCCUCUAUUUUCUCGUGUUUCAAGGAUUCCAGCAAAAUCGUCUCGAGUUUGUGGACACUUCUGAGUAUUCGCAAAGAGUACUGGAUGGAGCUGUAUACAUGUAUAACUUGGCAUAUCUUUUUGGUCUUUUAAUGCUGAUCAUUAUUGGGCUUGGUAACAAUCCAAAGCACAUGAAGCUCACGUACUAUUUUGUCGGAGCAGGUUUUGGCGUUAUGAUGAUCCUGUCUUCUCUCGUUGGUCUUGGUAUUUUCUUUUCAACGCCAGCAUCAAUUCACUCUGUCGUCAUCUCCGUCUUAACUGUUGGUGUAUACUUUAUUGGCUCUGCCCUUCAUGGCGAGCUUCAUCACAUUUUCAUGACGUUUACACACUACACGGCUUUGAUUCCAAGUUUUGUCAAUAUUUUCACUAUUUACUCAUUUUGCAACCUUCAGGACUUGUCGUGGGGUACUAAAGGCUUGCACAAUGAUCCGUUGCUAGCUGCUUCGAUGGAUGAGACGGAGAAAGGAGACUUUAAAGAUGUAAUUGCGAAGCGCCGCGCCAUCGAUGAACGUCGUCGGGAAGAAAGUGAGCGCACAGAGAACAGAAAGAAGAUUUUUGAAGCAUUUCGAACCAAUGUUUUGCUCACUUGGGCCUUUUCCAACCUCAUUUACGCUCUGUUUAUUGUCUACUUUUCCAGUUCAUCCACGUACAUGCCCAUUUUGUACAUCUUCGUUGCUACCAUCAAUUCGUGUCGUUUGCUGGGGUGCAUUGGUCAUUGGAUUUAUAUGCACACUGCUAGUCUCCGGAACCGUUUCCUCGACAAAUCAGAAGGUGGCAACGGCACUGGUCGCUACCCGCAGAACUCGUACGUGCAGCUUGAUGAACACUAUGCCGCUCUUGCAGAAGAUCAACGCUCGUUUGCGUCUGGACGCGCAAAUGUAUCUAUGCGUGCUAUGAACGACAUUUCUUUGGCCGCUUAG
Plasmopara halstedii is the source of this 2742-nucleotide messenger RNA. Its product is annotated as chitin synthase 1. The record is from RefSeq and is a predicted model, not a curated record. Gene Ontology annotation, cellular component: cell septum; cell periphery. Gene Ontology annotation, molecular function: chitin synthase activity. The coding region runs from base 1 to 2742 and encodes 913 amino acids. Lineage: Eukaryota; Oomycota; Peronosporomycetes; Peronosporales; Peronosporaceae. The transcript has a single exon.